CCGUGGUCGUGAGGCCACUUGCGAAGCCUUCGUUGGUCCGUUAGGGAUAUAGACGGCUAGUUCUCGGUCUAUGAAAUACUCGAAUCGAUAAAUUUAACGUAUGGCUCUGCACGGAUUGAAAUCUAUGUAAAUGCGAGUCAAUUUAUUUAUUUAUUUUUUUUGUGUAUGUAGGGGUGCAACAAACAUAUGUAAUUUUUCAAUACGGAAGAAGAUUAUAGAGUGACUUUUAUAAUUUACCGUUGAAAUCAUUUGUGGUUCUCCGAUAAUUGUCUGAUGUACUUUUAUGCAAAUAUCUCUUUGCUCCUACUCGUCAUACGUAUUCCAAUAGCUGUCGCAUAACAUCGUUGAGUGUUUUUUUCAACUCGUUGGAAUGCCCACCUUCGGAAAAUCGCGGCAGUUGUGAACCAUAAAAAAGUUUAUCAUUAAAAUAACACAGAAAAUUUGUCAGAUAACUCUAAUCGCCCGGUAGGCCGUACAUAUCAUAAAUUAAAUACUUAAGCAUCGGUUAAUAGUGAAGCAGCGAUGGGAUCCGAUAACGUGGAGGGUGCCUGCGCGAUUUGUGAAAAAUUGGCUACUCUCAGAUGCAGCAAUUGCAAAGGGCAAUUUUACUGUACCAAGGAGCAUCAGAAAAGUGAUUGGCCUCGUCACAAGACGAUUUGCCGAUCAUGGGAAAUUCAGGAGAACGAAGAGCUUGGACGGCAUUUAUUGGCCGCCAAAGACCUGGAAAUCGGCGAUCUCGUUGUUUCCGAACCACCUCUUCUCUGGGGUCCAGCUCCUCAUUCUUUGGAAAGGAUCUGCGUUGGAUGCGGAAAACAACAACCGGAAAAUCGAUGUCCAGGGUGUGCUUGGCCAACUUGCCACCCCCACUGCCCAGGUAUACUGGACCACGAUCGUCAUGGUUCGGAAUGUGCCAUUCUCGUGAAAACAAGGAUACUGCCGAGAUACGACGUUCUUUUGCCUCUGCGAUUCCUCCUGCUUCGUCGGCGUAGUCCGAAGCGUUGGGCUCUUCUGAACGCCCUUCAAAGUCACGAGGAUGCCCGUGGCCCCGGAACUGAAGCUCACGAGGAGACGCUCAGCUUGAUGCAGCAUCUCGCAUCCUUUUUAUCUCUAGAUCCGGCUUCGAGCGCCUCUUUCGCGAGGGUGUGCGGCCUCAUAGAUGUAAAUGCUCUGGAAACGAACCCACUCGAAGGUUCCGCUGCUCUUUACGAGACAGCCUGCCUUCUGGAACACAAUUGCAUCGCCAAUACGAGGCAUAGCUUUUCAAUCGACGCGAAGGGGCGACCCUGUAUUACCGUUCGCACCGUUACGUCUGUCAAGAGGGGUGAACACCUGAGCACGACGUACACGCACGCUUUAUGGGCAACCCGAAGUCGCCGGGAACAUCUUCUUGCGACGAAAUAUUUUUCAUGCCGUUGUCAGAGGUGCGCCGAUCCUACGGAACUCGGAACUCAUCUUGGAACAUUGCUUUGUCCUUGUGGUUCGGGUCUAGUAUUGCCCAGAGAUCCAUUAGACUCGGAAACCGAAUGGGUUUGUAAUGUUUGUCCCGGCGUUCUGACCUCGAUGGAGGUCAUGCAGCUGACCGAAAGACUCGGGGAGGAAGUCGAGGGCGCGAUGAAUCUAGCGAGUAGAGAGGCGCUUUCGGAUCUCUUGGGCAGGCUGCAGGUCCUGCUGCAUCCCGGACACCAGCAUUGCUUGACCGUCGGGCAUUCGUUGAUGCAGUUAUUGCCACCUGGCGAUCCUCAAAAAGUUGAGAUCUGUAGGCGAGUGAUUCAAACGACCGAAGCACUUGAUCCUUUUGGCGGACGUCUCGCGCUUUACACAGCGGUGGCCCUUAGGGAAUUGUCUUCGUGUCCCGGCGAAGACCGUAAAGGUCUCCUCGUUAGGGCUACGAAACUCUUAAAACUGGAACCACCGAACAGCCCUGGAGAAAAACUUCUAAGAUUGCUGGAGGCGGAGUUGCUUUGAGUUUAUUGCGGUCCCUCGAUAAAUCAAUUCUAAUUACCUAUCUGCGCUAUUCUUUUCUCAAUCCUUUAACGCAUCGUCUAUGGUUAUAAAAAUAUGAGACGAAAGAGGAGAUUUUAUCUUCCAACUUCUGAAGUGAAUAUUUUAAGUGGCGGUUUCCGACGAUGAUAUAAUCGAAUCGAUCGAUGUAAAAUAAAGACGUUUAACGUUAUGAAGAAA
Molecule: messenger RNA, 2181 nt
Organism: Athalia rosae (coleseed sawfly)
Lineage: Eukaryota; Metazoa; Arthropoda; Insecta; Hymenoptera; Athaliidae
Gene: SmydA-5
Product: SET domain-containing protein SmydA-8-like
Exons: 4
Coding region: 523-1965 (480 amino acids)
Source: RefSeq, a predicted model, not a curated record